AUGCAGCCAUGCCCAUGGACCGGACGUAGUUCCCUGUUCUGCGCUUUGCGGCCCUUGACUCGCUCUGCUGUACGACCAUUCACAACGACUUCUGUCCUUCAGCGGUCAAAGAAAUCAAGGAAACCCGACCCUCAGCAUGGACACCCAGUGCCACUCAAGAAAUCCCAUAAGUCACCGCUCAACAAUCAAUCGAUGGGAAAAGGCGUUCGACAGGAUAUCGCAACCGCAAAGGGAUUCGCACAAGUGGUGGAGGCCUCGCUUCGCGAUCUAAAGCACAGGUUGGAUCAAACCAUCGAUUCAGCGGAGGGAUGGACCCAAUUUGAACGUCAGACCCUGAACGCGGCCAAAAUGGAGGAUUCCAAGUUGAAAAACACAUGGAGUCCACUCCGGGCUACAAAGGUAGCGCUGCAGAAGGCAUACCUCGCGAAGGGAACGCAAGGGUUACGGGAAGAGUUGCAAUACAUGCUCUACGCAGACAGUCUUACUGCCAAGUUUUCGAUACCGGUAUUGGAAGCGCAAAAGCAAGCAACCGACCUUCGAUAUCCCGCUGAAUGGUAUCCGCGGGCACGAUCGAUCCAACGAACAGUCCACCUACACGUCGGGCCGACGAAUUCCGGCAAGACAUAUCGUGCCUUACAACGGCUGAAGAAUAGUAAAAAUGGCUUCUACGCAGGGCCAUUGAGGCUGCUUGCACAAGAAGUAUACCAUCGGUUCCAAUCCGAAGGUAUUCCCACUAGUCUUGUGACUGGAGAUGAUGUGAAGGUUCCCGAAGAUGAUGAAGUACCGCGCGUCGUGAGCAACACGGUAGAGAUGGUCAGUCUAGGUCAAGCCUACGAUGUUGGCGUUAUCGACGAAAUUCAGAUGAUCGCCAACACCGAACGAGGCUGGGCGUGGACUCGGGCUUUCCUAGGAUGCCAGGCCGAAGAACUGCACCUCUGCGGAGAGACCCGUGCCGUGCCAUUGAUUCGGGAGCUUUGUGCACUCACUGGAGAUAUCUUGGAAAUUCACCGCUAUGAUCGUCUGAACGGCCUGGAAGUGAUGACACACAGUCUGAAAGGUAAUCUUUUUAACCUUCAAAAGGGCGACUGUGUGGUCGUCUUCUCCCGAAAGGGCAUUCACGCCAUGAAAGCGAACAUCGAGAGGACUACGGGAAAACGUGCAGCUAUAGUUUACGGUGGUCUGCCGGCAGAGAUUCGGACCCAGCAAGCGAAUUUGUUCAACGACCCGGACAAUGAUUAUGAUUUCCUUGUGGCAAGUGAUGCUAUUGGUAUGGGCCUGAACUUGAGCUGCAAGCGUGUCGUUUUUGAGACCCUCGUUAAGCGUACUCCAACUGGUUUACAACGGCUCACUGUGCCUGAGAUCAAACAGAUCGGCGGACGCGCAGGUAGAUACCGCCCAGCCAAUGCCAAAGAUGGGAAAGAUGAUGGGGCCAAUGUGGGAUAUAUCACUUGCCUCGAAGAGGUUGACCUUCCUUAUAUUCAACAAGCCCUUAAACUGGAGCCUCCCCCUUUGACUGCUGCUGGAGUCAUUCCUCUGGAUACCGUCUACAUGAAGGUCGCUGCUUACUUCCCGACUGGUCUACCUAUCGAAUAUUUGAUCAAGCGAGUCCUGGAGCUUGCUCAAGUGGGCCCUCUAUUCUUCAUGUGCAAUCCCAAGAGUCAAUUAGAAAACGCUGAAAUUAUUGACACGGUGAAAGGACUUCAGAUUGAGGACCAGCUGAAAUUUAUGGCUUCCCCGAUGGACAACAACAACGACAGCUCACGAGAAACCACAGGUGCCUUUGCGGAUUGCGUGUCCCAUAAUGAGCUUGGACGACUGCUGGAUAUUCCCCAUCUUAACUUGGAAACUAUCGAACAACCUGUUUCUGGAAGCAAAGAAUACCUGCAUGAGCUGGAGACUCUCCACAAGGCCCUCAUUAUGUACCUAUGGCUGAGUUUCCGAUUUGGUGGCGUUUUCACCGAUCGAACUCUCGCCAGCCAUGUCAAGGAACUUGUCGAGGAACGUAUGGUUCGUGCAUUGACUGAAUUCUCUGCCAACAAGAAGAUUCGGAAGGGUGCUUCUCUGAAGCGACAGAUUGCGCUGCAGAAGCAGUUGCUGGAACAGGAGCGUCUUGGUGUCAAGGACUGGAUGGGUCCUGGUGGUGAAGCAGGAGAAAACUAUGAGGUUGCUCUGAAUGAAGAUGAUUCUUCCGAGGCUGUAUCCUGGGAGGGUGAAUCCCCAGAGAGCGCUUCUUCAGAGAAUGAAGACUCGCCAACUGAUCGCGAAUCUCUCAAGGAGUGA
Molecule: messenger RNA, 2280 nt
Organism: Penicillium nucicola
Lineage: Eukaryota; Fungi; Ascomycota; Eurotiomycetes; Eurotiales; Aspergillaceae
Product: ATP-dependent RNA helicase SUV3
Exons: 3
Coding region: 1-2280 (759 amino acids)
Biological process (GO): mitochondrial RNA 3'-end processing; RNA catabolic process
Cellular component (GO): mitochondrial degradosome
Molecular function (GO): ATP binding; hydrolase activity, acting on acid anhydrides; RNA helicase activity
Source: RefSeq, a predicted model, not a curated record